Molecule: messenger RNA, 306 nt
Organism: Anastrepha obliqua
Lineage: Eukaryota; Metazoa; Arthropoda; Insecta; Diptera; Tephritidae
Product: protein GVQW3-like
Exons: 1
Coding region: 1-306 (101 amino acids)
Source: RefSeq, a predicted model, not a curated record
AUGGAGCAAAGAGCAAAUAUUAAAUUCUGUAUUAAACUUGGAAAAACAUUGCAAAAACUUUAUGGUGAUGGCUGUUUAGCUCGUUUAAAUGUAUAUAAUUGGUUUAAACGAUUUAAAAAUGGUCGUGAAGAUUUGAAUGAUGAUGAAAGACCUGGUCGUCCAGAAGCAAGUAAUCGUGCUGAAUUGGUGGAAAAAGUCCGCGAAAUCAUUGCUGUUGACGGAAAUUUCACUGUAAGAAUGUUGGCUGAAGAAUUAAAUUCAUCUACUGGUACUAUUUGGAAAAUUUUAACUGACGAGUUGGGCUAA